CCGCUGCCGAAAACCUCCGUUGCUCUCAUUGGUUCUCAGCCUUCAGGCCCCGCCUCCUUCCGGAUGGACCAAUUGAGGCGCGAGUUGUGGUUUAAACCGCGCGGUGUGAGGGGUCGUUGGUGGCGCAGUCUUGGAGUAAUCCAGCAUGGCUACUCUAAUCUUUGUUGAUAAGGAUAAUGAAGAACCAGGCAGCCGUUUGGCAUCUAAGGAUGGCUUGAAGCUGGGCUCUGGUGCCAAGGCCUUAGAUGGGAAAUUACAGGUCUCGACGCCACGUGUUGGCAAAGUGUUCAGUGCUCCAGCCUUGCCUAAGUCCAGCAGGAAGGCUUUGGGAACUGUCAACAGAGUUACAGAAAAGCCAGCGAAGACCAGUAGACCCCUCAAACAAAAACAGCCAACCUUGACUGUGAAGAAGAUCACGGAGAAGGCUACUAAGACACAAGGCUCUGUUCCUGCUUCUGAUGAUGCCUACCCAGAAAUAGAAAACUUCUUUCCCUUCAAUCCUCUAGACUUUGAGAGUUUCGACCUGCCUGAGGAGCACCAGAUCGCACACCUCCCCUUGAGUGGUGUGCCUCUCAUGAUCCUGAACGAGGAGAAAGGGCUUGAGAAGCUGCUGCACCUGGACCCCCCUUCACCUCUGAAGACACCCUUUUUACCAUGGGAGUCUAAUCCAAUGCAGUCUCCUUCCAGCAUUCUCUCCACCCUGGAUAUUGAAUUGCCGCCUGUUUGUUACGAUGCAGAUAUUUAAACUUUUUACUCCUUUAUAGUUUAUGUACAUUAUGUUAAUAAAGCAAUUGUGUGUGUGCAGAAUGUUAUUCUUA
Meriones unguiculatus (Mongolian gerbil) is the source of this 818-nucleotide messenger RNA. RefSeq names its product PTTG1 regulator of sister chromatid separation, securin (gene Pttg1). The record is from RefSeq and is a predicted model, not a curated record. Gene Ontology annotation, biological process: chromosome organization. Lineage: Eukaryota; Metazoa; Chordata; Mammalia; Rodentia; Muridae. Bases 146 to 745 code for a protein of 199 amino acids. The transcript is spliced from 6 exons. Gene Ontology annotation, cellular component: cytoplasm; nucleus.